AUGGACGUCAACUUCAUAAUCUUCGAAGGCAUUCUAACGUUCCAUAACCAAAAAGAAAACGAUAUGCUGGAUAUGAAAAUUUUCGUAGACGCAGAUCCAGACGUUCGGUUAGCUCCUAGGUUGAAAAGAGACAUUAGUCAAAGAGGCAGAGAUUUAGAAGGAGUACUUAAACAGUAUACCUCGAUGGUCCAACCAUCGUUCAACCAUUAUAUCGCCCCACUCACGCGAGUCACGCCGACAUCAUAG
Messenger RNA from Diabrotica balteata, 246 nucleotides. The record is from the annotation of a GenBank genome assembly. Lineage: Eukaryota; Metazoa; Arthropoda; Insecta; Coleoptera; Chrysomelidae.